Molecule: messenger RNA, 9127 nt
Organism: Apodemus sylvaticus (European woodmouse)
Lineage: Eukaryota; Metazoa; Chordata; Mammalia; Rodentia; Muridae
Gene: Akap10
Product: A-kinase anchoring protein 10
Exons: 15
Coding region: 174-2162 (662 amino acids)
Biological process (GO): intracellular protein localization
Cellular component (GO): plasma membrane
Molecular function (GO): protein kinase A binding
Source: RefSeq, a predicted model, not a curated record
AAGCCCCGCGCGCGGACGGACCGGAACUCUAAGCGGGUGGCUUGUUGAUAACAUGGCGGCAGCAGCUGCCGGGGCAUCCCGAGGAGGCGGCAGCGCCCACACCCGGAAGAAGGGGCUGUUUUCGGACUAGUGCAGCGGCUCCUGCGGACCCGGAAGUCCCGGCCAGCCGCUGAAUGAGGGGAGCCGGACCCUCCCCGCGACACUCCCCCCGCGCCCUCCGCCCCGACCCGGGCCCCGCCAUGUCCUUCUUCCGGCGGAAAGUGAAAGGUAAAGAGCAAGAGAAGACCUUCGAUGGCAAAUCCAUUAAAGCUUCAAUAGCCGUACAUUCCCCACAAAAAAGCACUAAAAAUCAUGCCUUGCUGGAAGCUGCAGGACCAAGUCAUGUUGCAAUCAAUGCCAUUUCUGCCAACAUGGACUCCUUUUCAAGUAGCAGGACAGCAACAUUGAAGAAACAGCCAAGCCACAUGGAGGCUGCUCACUUUGGAGACCUCGGCAGAUCCUGUCUGGACUAUCAGACUCAGGAGACCAAAUCCAGUCUUUCAAAGACCCUUGAACAAGUCUUGCGUGACACUGUUGUCCUUCCAUAUUUCCUUCAGUUUAUGGAACUUCGGAGAAUGGAGCACCUGGUGAAAUUUUGGUUAGAGGCUGAAAGUUUUCACUCUACAACUUGGUCCCGAAUAAGAGCACACAGUCUAAACACAGUGAAACAGAGCUCACUGGCUGAGCCUGUCUCUCCAUCUAAAAAACAUGAAACUCCAGCGUCUUUUGUAACUGAGUCUCUUGACAGGAGGUUGGGGGAUUCUAGCUCAGCCCCACUGCUUGUGACUCAAUCAGAAGGAACUGACCUGAGUAGUAGACCUCAGAACACUCAGAAUCACUUGCUGCUUUCCCAGGAGUGCCACAGUGCCCAUUCUCUCCAUCGUGAAGUGGCCAGAGCAGGAACUCAUCAGACUUCCACGGACUCCCAAGAAUCCUCUUCCAGACUUGCAGUAGCCAGUAGGAACAGUUGCUCCUCUCCACUGAGAGAACUGUCAGAAAAACUAAUGAAAAGUAUAGAACAAGAUGCAGUGAAUACUUUUACCAAAUAUAUAUCUCCAGAUGCUGCUAAACCAAUACCAAUUACAGAAGCCAUGAGAAACGACAUCAUAGCAAAGAUUUGUGGAGAAGAUGGACAGGUGGAUCCCAACUGUUUCGUUCUGGCACAGGCUGUAGUCUUUAGUGCAAUGGAGCAAGAGCACUUUAGUGAGUUUCUGCGAAGUCACCAUUUCUGUAAAUACCAGAUUGAAGUGCUGACCAGUGGGACUGUUUACCUGGCUGAUAUCCUCUUCUGUGAGUCAGCCCUCUUUUAUUUUUCUGAGUAUAUGGAGAAAGAAGAUGCAGUGAAUAUCUUACAAUUCUGGUUAGCAGCGGAUAAUUUUCAAUCUCAGCUUGCUGCCAAAAAGGGCCAGUAUGAUGGACAGGAGGCACAGAAUGAUGCCAUGAUUUUAUAUGACAAGUACUUUUCCCUCCAAGCCACACACCCCCUUGGAUUUGAUGACAUUGUGCGAUUAGAAAUUGAAUCUAAUAUCUGCAGGGAAGGUGGGCCACUUCCUAACUGUUUCACAACUCCAUUACGUCAAGCCUGGACUACCAUGGAGAAGGUCUUUUUGCCUGGUUUUCUGUCCAGCAAUCUUUAUUAUAAAUAUUUGAAUGAUCUCAUCCAUUCAGUUCGAGGAGAUGAAUUUCUUGGAGGGAAUGUUUCACUGGCUGCUCACGGCUCUGUCUGCCUCUCUGAGGAGUCUCACUCAGGUGGUCCCGAUGGCUCCACUGCUCAGUCUAGUGUGAAAAAAGCCAGUAUUAAAAUUCUGAAAAAUUUUGAUGAAGCAAUAAUUGUGGAUGCUGCAAGUCUGGACCCAGAAUCUUUAUAUCAACGGACAUAUGCGGGGAAGAUGUCCUUUGGGAGAGUUAGUGACUUGGGGCAGUUCAUCCGAGAGUCUGAGCCUGAACCUGAUGUGAAGAAAUCAAAAGGUUUCAUGUUUUCACAAGCUAUGAAGAAGUGGGUGCAAGGAAAUACUGAUGAGGCCCAAGAAGAGCUAGCUUGGAAGAUUGCAAAAAUGAUAGUGAGUGAUGUUAUGCAGCAAGCACACCAUGAUCAACCACUAGAGAAAUCUACAAAGCUAUGACUCAAAAGCAGAAAUAAGGAAAUCUGAUUUUGAAAAAAUAAGAACUUUCCCCUUUGGUUGGAUUCCUCAACACAGCCGAUGAAAACGGAGCGCUGCAUUUCUUUUCACUGCUAGAUCAUUGUUGUUUCCAGAAAAGAAUGGGAGACAGUCUGAGAGCGGUUGUUCAGUGUAGACAUAGAUGACACACAUGAUGGUAACACAGUGAGUCCUGAGAUACGAAGUGGUGUUGGUGACAUUACUAGACUGUUAGUUUUCCGGCGGCCAUACCCACUGGUAUAGACGGGGACCACAUGCUUACAGCAGAUUCCUUCCUUAGCUGUGUCAGAAAGCAUGACAGAGGUGCUUCUAUCUUGUCUCCUAGAGGUCACAGGUGAGUCAGUCCUGUCUAGAGUGAGCAUUUCCAAGUGGCAAUGUGGGCCAGCAGCCUGUGGAGCAGAGGACAAUUCCUUGUGUAGUCUUCCUUCACUGAAGCAUUAAUUUAGAAAGCUGGCAAGUCGUAGGUCAAGCCUCAGUGAUGUUUCUCUUCACUGACAGAACACACUAUUCACAUUUCUUUCACUCCUGAGAUGAUACAUCCUUAAAGCUAGUCUUUCCUCCGCUGACAGAAGGGCAAAUUUAGUUUACUUUGAGCAUCAAGACCCAUUCCUCUGUAGGAAUGCUAUGCUCCAGAUGCUUCAUUCCCUCUUCAGAAUACACAUGGAAAAAAAUGAUCACUCCAGUUUUUCCCAUGUGGUACUUAAAACACAUUUACAAAUUCGAUUUUAUUUUUUAAUAAGGUGGGGACAGAGCACUCCCUUUAGAGUGUCUCCCCAGUUCUUCACUGUGAGUGGGAAAUGUGCAGGUGCCUUUUCCCUUUCUGUCUUCAGACAGUAGGAGACUCACUCGCUGCCCUUCUGCUGAGUUGGCUUUGCACCUGUGGCACAGCCGUUGGCGGGGCCACCCGGUUGGCAAGCACACUCCCCUGGCCGGCCACAUGGCAUCAGUGCUUCCUUGUGUGUAACAGUUUAGAGAGAAAGGGCGUUUUCUUAGGUAUUACUGCUUUUGCUCAGAAUUUGUAAAAGUAUAUAUAUAUAUAUAUAUGUAUGUAUAUAUAUAUAUACAUAUGUAUAUACACAUAUAUAAAAUUAAUAAUCACCUCUGUCCUUGGGAAAGUCUUUAAUGAACAGAAAAUUUAUUUCAUUGCAAUAUUGAUUGUAUAGAGGCACACUGUUCAACAGAAGAAGCAAAAAGGCUGUGUAUAAGUUUUUGGUACUAUGUACCAUCUCUGUUAUUCUGAAGUAUUCAUGUACUUAAACCAUAUUCUAUUUAAUUGUGUUUGAUUUUAAAUAUAUAUAUAUAUAUGAAUUAUAUUUAAAAUGGUGUCAACUUCCUACUUUCAGGGCAUUUAUGGCUCUCCUAUUAAAAUAUAUUGACCCUUCCUAAUAUUUCCACUUGUUUUACAAAAUUCCAGACCAUGGUCCCCUCCUGGACAUAGCCUUGUGUUUGGGUAUAGACAUAGACACGAGAUUUUAAUUAGUAUAUGUGCUGUUGUGGCUUAUUCUGUUCUUUUAACAAAGUAUUUCUGCCCAUUUCACAUUGCUUCAAACUUUAAGUGAAAAGCAACAACAAUCAUAGAGUAAAAUGUGAUUCUGAGUGUCCCCUGCCUUUGCAUGUUUUAGAGUAAAAAAUUCUGUAAUGCUCUUGGCUAUUUAAAUUAGUGGGUUUUUAAAAAGUACUUUCUAGUGAUUUCUUUGUGUAUUUUGUGCUUCUGAGGUCAAGAUGUCAGUAUUUGUAAGCUAUGUCUAAGGGGAAAGAGCAAAUCUGAGAUUGGUUUUAUUUUCUGCUCUGCCUACUGUGAGAUACAGGAGCAGAGGGACCCAAAGCGAUUAAGACCAAUCUUAUGUUAGAUCCUUGCACUCAUUUAAAAUUAGCACAAGAUUCACCUAACAUUGAUCACCCACCCACCAUGUUCCAGGCUCUAUAUAUCCACAAAAUGAUUCCAACAGGGUUUUUAAGUCUAAGGAAGCAGUUAAACUUCUUAUUAUUCCAUUGUUGUCAGCUAGCGGUUUGUUAAAAGUCAACCUACUAAGGAGAAAGUGACAGCACUGUAAUUUGGUUUGUCUUCAUCAUUCCUACAUGAAAAUCAGGUGUCAACCACAUCCAGUGAAGUGCAGUGAAACAGGAAACAGUCUUUUCUAGUUGGAUUCCAGUAUCGUUAAGGCUUUUUAGAGAUGAAAAUAGUUUACACCACUAGAGCUUUUGUUUUCAGCUGUUUGAGACAAGGUUUCACUGUGUAGUUAGUUCAGCUUUAGCCUCCCAAAGUCAGGGAUCAGAGACACAGCCUCCAUACUGUUUCAGCAUCAAUAACUAAGCAGCUGAUGUAGCAACUGAUGUCUCUAAAGGCACUGUCAAGACUCUGCCUGACUCAGCACCCUCAGUGGCCUUUCUUUUUUCACCCUCUUCACUCUUCUCUAGCAUGCUAGUUGUUUAAGCCAGGGAUGAACUAAUUGAAAUGCCCAAUGAUAAUUCUGUAUCUUGAGGCUUUUGCAUGAAGGAGAAAAAUCAGUCGCUACUGGAAAGAAGAGAUGACCUGGGUACUUCCCCUGGCAGGAGUUAGCACUGGUGAAUAGGCCUGAGAGGCAGGAGGCUUUGCUUAGCCUGAAGACUUCUCUGGUCUCCUCAUCCAGUUCUGUACCCUUGCCUUGGUUUUCAUUCAUCCUUAGGGUAUACUGAGAAUGCAUCUGGAUUUUGUUUUAACAAGAAUCUGAAGUGACUUGUUAGUACAUGCAGCAGAAAGGAUCUUGAUAAAGUACUAUCACAGUACUCUAAACAUUACGACCAUGUGUUCAGCCCAUUGUUAAUUACUGUGACAUUUUGGAGCAGGAUUUUUCUGUAGUAAGCCUGCCUUGAUCAUCUUGUGUAUACUGUUGAAAUGGAAUCCUAACCUCCUGAAACUAAAACACUCAGUUCGUUUACUGAGAAGUUACUCACGCCUUAGAAAGGCCCCUGCUGUAUUGCAGGAUGGUCACCAUCAGAAUUCAUGCAUCCUAGGCCAGGGCUUCUUCAUGUUUCCUCAUACUCUUACCUAAGAAUAAGCUUAAUCCCCACUCUUAGCUGUCUACCAACUGAGAAACAGAAGUCAUUUCAACAAGGGGGGAGGUGGUGACUCUGAGACCUAUGUAGAUGUGGAGCACAUCUAUAUCUAGCCCACACCUCUAUACCUCGGAGCCAUAAAGGAUGCUGUAGAACUUGAACAGGAUACAUUAAACCCCUGUUAAAGAUGAUACAUCAACACCAGAGGAACCUGAGGUUCAGUGGGAGGAUACAAAGAUCUUGGAGUGGGUUAAAGAGCUGUUUCCCAAGGAUGAAUGAGAGAUGAGGAUUCCAACACAGCUUUUCUUCUGGUUUCUGGUUCCAAGACUACGUUUGAAUGUGCCUUUAGGCUGGUCCCUAACUGAUCCCAAACUGACCUUUGUAUCAUAGUAAGAAUCCCACAUACCUAGUCAUGAAAGAGGUACUAGCUACCAGGUAUGCUGGCACCUAUAAUCCCAGAACACAGAAGGCUGAGGCAGAAGGAUCACAAGUUUGAGGCCAGCUUAGACAAAACCCAGUCUCAAAACUGAAAACAGGUCCUGGAGAAAUUGCUUAGCAAUGAGAGUGUAUACUGCUCUUGUAUACUGCUCACUCGCAUCUAGCCUUCGUGUGCACCUACAUUCACAUUGCACAUACAGGUGUGUAUGUGUGUGUUUUAAAUGAAAAUAGUUUGUAGCUGAAAGAAACACUUGACCAAGACUUGGCCCUUCAGAGUGGUAUAGCUCUAAGUGGUAGCCAUUAAAACUCAGCCUGAUACCCAGAUUUUCCUUUUUCUUGUUUCGCCAAAGAGCAGCCUUUGUUCCUUCUGCUUAACUGCUAGUUUAAGUAUGUGAGUGUUUACUCUAUAUACUAUUUAUGGUUCUGUGGUAGAUGAGAAAAUAAGAUGACCUUCUAGAACCCUUGGAGUUGCAUCUAAAGCAUGCUGGGCUGGGUGUUUGUCAGUGGUAGAGUGCAUACUUAGCAUACAUGGGGCUCUCGGUUUCAUCCCAGCACCAGUAAAUAAAAUAUGUACUAGUUUUUUGUGGGCUUUUUUGUUUUUUAACUUGGGUGGCCUUUUGAACCCAUGAUUUAAUUCUUCUACUACCUAGAGCCCUAUUGGGCGUCACCACUCUUUCAUGCCUUCCCAAUUUCACCGUUCUGUGAGGAUCAGUCACUGUACCAUCCCACUUGCCUGCUGUAAGUUUGGGCACUUGGUCACAUGUCAAAUGGGGCAUAUAAACAGCUUGUCUGAUCAGUAAGGCUGUUUCUGAACAGGACAAAAAUAAAGUGUAGGAUUGACCUUGACCUCAAAGCUCUUUGCAAAACUUUGAGACAUGUUAAUUCUUAGAGGCUAGAAAUGGGAAGAAGAGUUGUGUAAGUUUAUCACACACAGACACUCACACACACACGAUAUAAAAUUUUGACUUUGGAAAAACCUAGCUGGGAAUCGAACUAAUCCAUGGGCUUUGUGAAUCUUCCUUAUUGAUAAUAAUAGCCAGCAUAAUUGACCACUUAGGAUGUACUGAGCAUUAUGCCUUAAAAAGGUAAGUACUUUUUUCUUUUUUAUGUUAAUUGACACUGAAGCUGGAAGAACAAAGGAAUCUCUAGGAUGGCACAGCCAAGGACAAACCAAGUAGCCUUCUUUCCCACUGCUAUAAUGGAUGCCAGGACUCACUACGAACUAGUAUAGCAACUGUCAAAGGGUUAAGAAAAACUUAAGCAUCCAGGAACUGGUUGUGCUCCCCUUUAAUCUCAGCACUCAGGAGGCAGAGGCAGGUAGAUCUCUUGAGUUCAAGGCCAGCCUGGUUUAUUCAGUGAGUUCUAGGAUAGUCUGGGCUCUAUUCCGCAAAGAAAGCCUGUCUCAAAAAAACAAAACUAAAUAAAUAAAAGAGAAGAAGGAAAAACUUAAGCUGGGUGUGGUGACAGACAUCUGUAAUCCCAGCUCUUAGGAGGUAGUAACAGAAAGAUGUAGUUUAAAAUGAAUAGCAAGGGCAGCUUGGGCUGUGGAGCCUGUCUUAAGGAAAGGGAGGAAGGGAGGGGAGGGGGGUUCAAUCCAUACCUUAAAACAGUAGGGCUUUUUUGUUUUUUGAGGUGGUCUUCAAGCACAUCAGUCUGGUUUCCAACUUCCUAUGUGGAAGAGAGUGAUUUAGAACUCCGUUAUCUCCUCCUGCCUCCCAAAGUGGUACAGGCAUGUACAAACACAUUUAUGUAAUGCUGAUGACCAAACUCAGGGCUUUGGGCAUGGUAGGCAAGCAUUCUCCCAACUGAACUGUAUCCCCAGCCUGAAAAGCUCUUUUCUAAAACUUCAUUGUGUACCUGAAUCUCCAGAGAGACUAGUUAGCACAGAGGCUGCCUAGCUAACCUCCAAGGCAUCUGAUCUAUUAAGUCUGGGUAGAACCUGAGAAUUUUCACAGCAGAUUAUAGCUGCUGCUGGUAAGACUGCAGUUUGAGACUUACUGCCUUAAAAUCUUCCCUGCAACUAGGGGAAUGAGUAUUUCUGUUCUGGUUAUUGGGAGUAUGAUUUAAUUACUCUUGAUCCCCUGACACCUGUAGUCUCUCACAUGUUUAUCAAAGCUGAGAACAUCCAAACCUCACUCCACAGUCUUUCCUCUGUUUGUCUCAGCCCCUUGGUUCUGGCCACCCUCUGAGGUCCUGCCCAUGCUCCCUGGCCUAUUGUCCUUUGCCGACCCUCUUUCCAUAGACACUGGUGUCUUGUUCUCCCUUUCCUCCUCUCUGUGCAUCUUCUCCAGUUCUUCAUCUAGCACAUACAUCCUUAAGACUAUUUUGGUUCCGAGCAGUCCAGCAGUUCUGUGGACAGAUUUACUACCUUGUCUUCCUUGCAGUCUAGAAAACAAGUAUUGACAGUUCAAUAUAAUAUGUUUUGAAAGAGGAAGGAGUCUGUUGGAGUUAGGAUAGGUGGAUUUUUCUAUCUUUUCAUUCACAAAUUUCUGACCAGCCCAGUCAUUCUCCAGAAUCUGCCUAUUCUGCACAUUAUUCUCUGAUCUGGUUUUUCUCACAGUCCUGAUGCUCUCAGAUCCCCUUACCUACCGAACCAGGACUCGCUCAGCAUUGUACAGGAACACCUGCUCCAAGCUGGUGUGACAUUCACAUUCACAGCCGUACUUGGAAGGCUACCCUUUCUAGUAUCUGGCCAGCUCCAAGCUGUUGGGGAAUCAAGGGGAUAUCUCUUGUCUUCCUUCCUCUUCCCAACAGUUUUUGAUUCAUCAUUCCCAACUUUUUUCACAGCUUCAUUUGUUCUUGAAGAAACAUCACAAUCCCUGACUGCCUAACAAUCUGGUCUCCACCUCUCACACCCCUGUAACUAACCUUGCCAUUUCCUGCUACUGUUAGCCUCUGAAGGCUUCUCACAGUUAUAGUCCAUGUGAGCCUCAGAAAGGCAAGUUUUGUGCAGUUCUGAGUUUCUCCUACUUGAAUGAAUUGGAAGCGGGUGCUUUUUUUCUAUAAAGGCAGGGCAGAGAGAUUUCUCAUUAUUCCAGGGAAACAUCCCCUCACUACUACAAAAGUACAUUUGCAAACAAGCCUUUCAAAGAGCUAUUUCAAAAGCAAUAAGCAAGUGGUUCUGUGGUGAGGAUAACAAACACACCCUCAGGGUAAGUCAAGGGUGAGGAGGACAGUUCUAAUGUGACACAUUGGUCCAGACUCCAUAGAAGAGUGUCAGACAUACAUCUUUAAACUGCUGUAACUCAAACAACUUAGAUGCUAGCAAAGGAGAUCUACUUCAAGAAACUAGGUCUAGAUAUCAUGAAGAUACUGAUUCAAAAGAUGCUUGUGGAGAAUUUGAAGUGAAUUGUUACAAUGUGAGAACGGGAGAAAAGCAAUAUUUUGUAUUAUUGUAUUAUAUAUUGUUAUUUAAAAUAAGCAUGUAUAAUUAAAUAAAUUAGAUAUUAUAAAUA